Molecule: messenger RNA, 7989 nt
Organism: Urocitellus parryii (Arctic ground squirrel)
Lineage: Eukaryota; Metazoa; Chordata; Mammalia; Rodentia; Sciuridae
Source: RefSeq, a predicted model, not a curated record
AUGGGGAUCUUCACUGUCAUCCUCCAACUGUGUCUUUUGUGGGGUCCAGUUCUAUCUGCAGAUCAACGGUACCUGGUGACUACAGAGUACGGGGCCAGAGAGCGCCAAGACCCGGCUUCCCGCUGUGUUGAUGCAGGUUUACCUGUGAGGCUGGUGGAUGGCGGUGACCGCUGCCAGGGCCGGGUGGAGGUCCUGUACCAAGGCUACUGGGGCACUGUUUGUGACGACAGCUGGGACACCCAGGAUGCAGAUGUCGUCUGUCGGCAGCUCGGCUGUGGCCAUUCCGUGUCAGCCCCGGGCGGGGCUCACUUUGGUCAGGGCUCGGGGAACAUUCUCCUGGGCGCCAUAUACUGCUCAGGAGGGGAGCCCUACCUGUCAAGCUGCCGCCAUGAUGGGUGGUACAACCACGAGUGUGGCCACAGGGAAGACGCGGGAGUCGUGUGCUCAGGAACUGUAUCUGGAUUGGCCUUGAGGCUGGUGAACGGUGAAAACCGAUGCCAGGGACGUGUGGAGGUCCUGUACRGMGGCUCCUGGGGCACCGUGUGCGAUGACAACUGGGACACCAAUGAUGCCAACGUGGUCUGCAGGCAGCUGGGCUGUGGCUGGGCUGUGUCUGCCCCAGGGAGUGCCCGGUUUGGUCAGGGCUCAGGGCCAAUUGUCCUGGAUGACGUGGCCUGCUCUGGGCAUGAGUCCUACCUGUGGAACUGCCGCCACCGAGGAUGGCUCUCCCAUAACUGUGGACACAGUGAGGACGCAGGAGUCAUCUGCUCAGGUGAGCCCCUGGCCCCGCUGGACUCUCACCUCGUGAAUGGACUCUGAUCAGAGCCCUGGCCCUGCUCUUCAUGCCCAUCUCUAGGAACAACUGAUUUCGGGUUGGACCUGAGACUAGUGAAUGGAGGUCACCGGUGUCAAGGCCGGGUGGAGGUCCUGUACAGAGGCUCCUGGGGCACCGUGUGCGAUGAUGGCUGGGACAUCAACGAUGCCAACGUGGUGUGCAGGCAGCUGGGCUGUGGCUGGGCUGUGUCUGCCCCAGGGAGUGCCCGGUUUGGUCAGGGCUCAGGGCCAAUUGUCCUGGAUGACGUGGCCUGCUCUGGGCAUGAGUCCUACCUGUGGAACUGCCCCAACCGAGGAUGGCUCWCCCAUAAGUGUGUCCAUGCUGAGGAUGCCGGAGUCAUCUGCUCAGCUGACAUCUCCUGGAGCCUCCUUGACCCUGGCUCUGACCCAACAGUUACCAGACUUUCCAGUACAAUGGGCUUCCGGGACUGGCUUGUUGUGCAGCUCGUGGAAGGUUCUGGAAGGUGCUCUGGCCGAGUGGAGGUGUACUUYGAAGGCUUGUGGGGCACGGUGUGCGAUGACCUGUGGGAUGAGAAGGCAGCGCAGGUGGUGUGCCAGCAGCUGGGCUGCGGGACGGCCGUCUCCGCCCCUGGAGGGGCCUACUUUGGCCAGGGCUCUGGCCCCAUUCUUCUGGACGAUGUGCAGUGUUCUGGGACCGAGGCCCACCUGGGCCAGUGCUCCCAUGCCGGCUGGUUUACCCACAACUGUGGGCACGGGGAGGACACUGGUGUCAUCUGCUCCGGUAAAUCGCUUUCCAUCUUUCCUGAGAACUGGCCACAGUUGCGACUCAUGAAUGGAUCAGGCAGAUGCUCUGGGAGAGUGGAAGUUUUCUACCGUGGCCAGUGGGGCAGGGUCUGCGAUGACCGGUGGGACCUCAAUGAAGCCCAAGUGGUGUGCCAGCAGCUGAGCUGCGGACCCGCCCUUGCAGCCCCCAUUGAGGCACAAUUUGGUGAAGGCAAAGGCGAGUUUCUGCUGGAUGAUGUGGACUGUACUGGAAAAGAGAGUUUUCUGGGACAGUGUCCACAUGCCGGCUGGCAUCUGCAUAACUGUGGCCCUGGAGAAGACGCCAGUGUCAUCUGCACAGCUGUGUCAACCGCCACCGUCCCAGAAGAUGUGGACCACCCAGCCACGUCAUCAGUUCUACCUGUGGCCGACCCAGCCCCUGCCGAUCGCAGAGCCUAUAUACCAGCGCUAGGUCCCCCAGAAGACUGGCCUAAGCUGAGGCUGGUUAACGGCACAGGAAGAUGCUCUGGACGGGUAGAGGUUUCCUACCAGGGCACCUGGGGGACGGUCUGUGACGAAGGCUGGGGCUUGCCGGAAGCGCAGGUGGUGUGCAGACAGCUUGGGUGUGGCCAGGCCGUAUCUGCCCCUCUCGGCUCCCAUUUUGGCCCAGGCUUUGGAAAGAUCCUGCUGGACAAUGUGCGCUGCGUUGGCACGGAGAGCCGCCUGGCCCAGUGCGCCCACAACAGCUGGUUCACGCACGACUGUGGCCAUGAGAAGGACGCCGGGGCCAUCUGCUCUGGUGACAUCAGUGAAGAGGACGUGGGGGACUCUAGCUCUCAGUCCCCAGUCCCCAGGCACAGAACCUUCCCCAAGCAGAAUGCGGUCACCAGGCAGCUGCCAGCAAGACUGGCCKGUGGUCAUUCAGGGACUGUGACGGAGAGUCCUCGCUCAGGCUUCACCAUCGCUGUCCUCACCGCCGCGGUCACCAGCCUCGUCUUCGCCUCCAUCUUCGAUGCCCUCGCUGUCCUCGUCACCAUCACCGGCACCUUCACCAGCCCCGUUAUCAUCAAACUCCAGUCUCCAUACUCUCACGACUUGAGCCUUUGUCCUUCCCCAGGAGGCUGGGCACCUGUGCGGCUGGUAGGCACCCCUGAGAGGUGUGCCGGCCGUGUGGAGGUUUUCUACCAAGGAGUCUGGGGGACAGUGUGCGAUGACCUCUGGGACCUUUCAGAAGCCAACAUCGUCUGCAGGCAGCUCGAGUGUGGCCGGGCCAUCGCAGCCCCGGGYGAGGCCCACUUUGGGGAAGGUUCUGGGAAGAUCCUCCUUGACGAUGUGCACUGCGGAGGACCCGAGCGGCACCUGGGGGCAUGUUCCCAUGCCGGCUGGUCCUCCCACAACUGUGGUCACCAGGAAGACGCCAGCGUGAUCUGUUCAGGUCACCAGUUGGCUACGCUGGCAGAGACAGUGGCUACAGACUUUCUGAGGAGGAGCCUGAGACACCCCGUGGCUGUUUCUCUCCCCAGCCUCGACUGCACCAAUGAAUAUGUGGAGAUCCUGGACGGUCCCCCGGCUUCAGCAAAGUCCCUGGGGAGGAGCUGCUCUGGCUCCCACCUCACCUACACGUCCUCCUCCAGCUCGGUGACCCUUGUGUACUUCCGAAGCUCCAACAACAUAGGCAAACACUUCACUGCUUAUUAUUAUUCUGCAAACAAAGCCGAGGUCGUGUGCCGCCAGUUGGAGUGUGGGCAGGCCAUGUCUGCCCUCGGGAAGGCCCACUUUGGCCCAGGCUCAGGAGACAUCUUCCUGGACAACCUCCAAUGUGCCGGGGUGGAGCGUCACCUGGGCCAGUGUGCCCACUCAGGCUGGCUGGAGCACAACUGCGGCCACCAUGAAGACGCCAGUGUCAUCUGCUCAGAUGCUGCAGAAUCUGUGUUGAACAGUCCAGGGGAAUGGCCAGGGCUGCGGCUGGUGGGCGGCUCCGGACGGUGCUCAGGACGCGUGGAGGUCCUCCACCAGGGGRCCUGGGGCACYGUGUGYGAYGACCUGUGGGACCUGAAYGAAGCCRAGGUCGUGUGCCGYCAGYUGGAGUGUGGACAGGCCAUUUCUGGCCCUGGCGGGGCCUACUUUGGCCCAGGCUCAGGAGACAUCUUCUUGGACAACCUGCAGUGCUCUGGAGUGGAGCGUCACCUGGGCCAGUGCGCCCACUUGGGCUGGUCCGAGCACAACUGUGACCACCACGAGGACGCCAGUGUCAUCUGCUCAGAUUCAGCAGACCUGCCUCCGCCCACACCUCCAGGUCCUUCUGUACCUUCUCAGGAUCACAUAGCAGGAGGAAGUAACUCUUGUGGAGGGGUCAUUUCUAGUCUCUCUGGCUCAUUUUCUAGUCCACGAUAUCCAGAAAACUACCCAACAGACAUCCAAUGUGUUUGGGAAAUUCAUGUGGAUAAAAAAUUCCGUAUAGAGCUCACGAUUCCAAGUUUGAAGCUGGAAGAUAUCCUCGGCUGUCCCUAUGACUCGGUGGAGAUCUUCGAUGGCCCCAGGAUCGCCUCGCUCUCCAUGGGGAAGUUCUGUGCCCCAGCAGCUGUGCUAUUUUUCUCCUCGUCAGAAAUCAUGACGGUGGUGUUCCGCAGCGAUUCCAUGAUAACCAACACCGGCUUUCAUGCUCUGUUCAAUGCGAUUGCACAGGGCGAAAGGGAGUCAGAAGAUGGACCAGUGCUGCAGCUGGUGGGCGGCUCCGGAAGGUGCUCAGGACGCGUGGAGGUCCUCCACCAGGGGUCCUGGGGCACCGUGUGUGACGACCUGUGGGACUUGAAGGAAGCUGAGGUCGUGUGCAGACAGCUGGAGUGCGGACAGGCCAUUGCUGCUCCUGGAAAGGCCCACUUUGGCCCAGGCUCUGGAGACAUCCUCCUGGACAACAUCCAGUGUUCAGGAAGCGAGAGCCACCUUGGCCAAUGCCCCAGCUCUGGCUGGUCAGACCAUAACUGUGGCCAUCAUGAGGAUGCUGGUGUUGUCUGCUCAGAGGGAAGUGACUCUUGCGGGGGAGUCCUUUCGAGCCUCUCGGGCUCCUUCUCCAGUCCUUGGUAUCCUAGGAACUACCCCACCGACGUGGAGUGCCUCUGGGUGAUACAUGUGGCUGAGAAGUUCCACAUACAGCUGACCAUCCCGAGCCUCAGACUAGAGGACAUCUAUGGGUGUCCCUAUGACUUUGUGGAGGUGUUUGAUGGACGGCAAGCUGCCUCGCUCUCCAUGGGCAGAUUUUGUGCUGGAGAAGAGCUCACAUUCCUCUCGUCUUCGAAUAUCAUGACCGUGGAGUUCAGAAGUGACGCCAUGAUCACCAGCACGGGGUUUUAUGCUCUGUACAGCACCAUUCCGCAGGAUGAAAGGGAGAGUGAGAUGUCCCUGCGACUGGUGAACGGCAGCCACAGGUGUGAGGGCCGGGUGGAGGUCUUCUACAACGGCACCUGGGGCACGGUGUGUGAUGACAGCUGGGACCUGAGCGAUGCCAGGGUGGUGUGCCAGCAGCUCGGCUGUGGCGAGGCCCUGUCAGCCCCAGCUCAGAGCUACUUUGACGGGGGCACUGGUCACAUCAUGCUGGAUGACGUGCGGUGCACAGGGACCGAGGCCAAGGUGUGGCAGUGCACACACAACGGGUGGCUCUCCCACAACUGUGGGCACCACGAGGACGCCAGCGCCAUCUGCUCCGGUGAGCACCCAAUGGAAAAUUUCUACGGCUGUCCUUACGACUUCAUCGAAGUCUUCGAUGGCCCACAAAGUGAAUCUUUUUCCCUGGGGAGGUUCUGCUCAGGGACAACCCCAGUAUUUACCUCCUCCUCCAAUCGCUUGACCGUGGUGUUCCACAGCGACGCAAUCGUCACCAACAUGGGCUUCUACGCAUCUUACGAGUCCCUAGUUUACAACGAGAAUGACACGGAUGUGGUGCUGAGGCUGACCGACGGCGGCCACCCAUGCGAGGGCCGGGUGGAGCUGCACUACAACGGCAGCUGGGGCACCGUGUGUGACGACAGCUGGGACCUGCUUGACGUCCAGGUGGUGUGCAAGCAGCUGGGCUGUGGCGAGGCCCUUGCAGCCCCUGGGCGGGCACAUUUCAAGCGAGGUGUGGGCCCCAUCGCCCUGGAUGAUGUGGAGUGCGUGGGGACAGAAGCCAGGCUGUGGCAGUGCCUGCACAGUGGCUGGUUCACCCACAACUGUGGCCACCAUGAGGACGCUGGUGCCAUCUGCUCAGCCUCUCGGCCUAGCCCAACACCAGCAGCUGCUGUGCGCUACACAACUUCAGGUCUGGGCCUACGGCUGGCAGAUGGGUCAAGCAGGUGCGAGGGCCGCGUCGAGGUCUUCCACGGCAACACCUGGGGCACUGUGUGUGAUGACAGCUGGUCCAUCGAGGAUGCCCAUGUGGUCUGCAGACAACUUGGCUGUGGCCUGGCUUUAUCUGCCCUCCCAGGGGCCAGCUUCAGCCCUGGGUCAGGCGGCAUCCUCCUUGAUGAUGUCCACUGCACAGGAAGUGAGGCCUCCCUGGAACAGUGCCCCCACGGCAGCUGGUUCACCCACAACUGUGGGCACCAUGAAGAUGCUGGCGUCAUCUGCUCAGAUCUGCCAGGGGUGAGGCUGGCCGACGGGAAGCACCCAUGCGAGGGCCGCGUGGAGAUCUACCACAACGGCACCUGGGGGACCGUGUGCGAUGACCUCUGGAGCCUGCCCGCUGCCCAGGUGGUGUGCCAGCAGUUGGGCUGUGGGGCAGCCCUGGCAGCUCCCAGGAGCAGUCUGUUUGGCGACGGUGCCGGCCCCAUCUUCCUAGACGACGUGAGGUGUACAGGCAACGAGACCAACCUGGGACAGUGCCACCACCUCGGACUGUCUGUGCAUAACUGUGGGCACCAUGAGGACGCCGGGGCUGUCUGCUCAGACCUGUCCAUCAUCAGGUUGGUGGGUGGGAGGAGCCGGUGUGAAGGCCGUGUUGAAGUCCACCACAAUGGCACCUGGGGCACCGUGUGUGAUGACCUGUGGAGCAUCGACGCCGCCCACGUGGUGUGCCGGCAGCUGGGCUGCGGGGAGGGCAUCAGCGCCCUGGGGAGCGGCUACUUCGGGAAGGGUGUGGGGAGCAUCCUCCUGGACSACGUGCAGUGCCGGGGCACGGAGACCUCACUAGGCCGAUGCCAGCACCUGGGCUUGUCCGUCCACAACUGUGGCCAUCACGAGGACGCCGGCGUCAUCUGCUCAGACCGUGCGCUGCGCCUGGCGGGCGGACGGGGCCGCUGCGAGGGCCGCCUGGAGGUGCGGCACGAGGGCGUGUGGGGCACGGUGUGCGACGACCACUGGAACAUCAGGAACGCCCGCGUCGUGUGCCGCCUUCUGGGCUGCGGCCGAGCGCUGGGCGCCCCGGGCCGCGGCCGAUUCGGCCCUGGCAUCGGGCCCAUUCUGAUGGACGAYGUGCGCUGCACGGGCCACGAGGACGCCCUGGAGCGCUGCGCCCACGCGGGCUGGGCGCGACACAACUGCAGGCACAGCGAGGACGCGGGCGUGCUCUGCGCAGGUCCAGCGGACUCUGCUGUGCCCAAGGACAAUGCCCAGCUCUUCUGCUUGCCCCACCUCUUCCAAGCUGUCAUAGACCGAGGCUAUCUCCGGAGACUGGGCUACUCCUCCUGGGACAUCCACUUAAAUGAUAAUCUGUGUCGCCCACGAGUCAGUGGGCGCUUCCUGAUCUUCAACAUUCCAUACGGCCACUGCGGCACUGUCCGGCAGGAACACCUCGGCUCCCUCAGCUACUCCAACUCCAUCAGAGGCCGGAUACGGGGCCACUCGGGCCGAGUGGUUGUGCGGCACAAGGUGCCCCAGGUGAAAUUCACCUGCAAGGUGAACAGUCCAUCCGCAGUUGAAAUCGUUCAUGGAGCUGAUGACCAGACCGAGGGUGCCGGCUACGAUGUGUCCAUUUCAUUUAUCCAGUCUCCCGGGUCCCAGCCUAUGGGGGGCAUGGUGCCAUACUCCGCCAGCCAGAGGAAAGAGGUCUUCCUCCAGGCCACCCUGCGUAGCUCCGAUCCCAGCCUGAGGGUCUUGGUGGAUACUUGUGUGGCUUCUCCAGAUCCCCAAGAUUUCACAACCAUCAAGUAUGAGUUGAUCCAGAAGGGGUGCAUCAAAGACAAAAGCUUUGCCAACCUCCCAUCCCACCAGAAGAACGUGGCCCAGUUCAAAUUCAAYGCCUUCAGCUUUCUUGACAGCUACGAUGUGAUCUAUCUGAAGUGUGAGAUUGCUGUGUGCAGAGACGGGGACUCUUCCUCUCGCUGCUCCCAGAGCUGUGCAGGGCGGAGUAGGAGGGGCACAGGCCUCGCUGAGGCCAAGGAAAAGCAGACUGAGCACUUCCCAGUGGUCGGGCCACUGGAGAUCCACAGAGCAGCUGCUCAGGGCAAGACCCUGGUGUGA